Molecule: messenger RNA, 1734 nt
Organism: Poecile atricapillus (Black-capped chickadee)
Lineage: Eukaryota; Metazoa; Chordata; Aves; Passeriformes; Paridae
Gene: EEF1AKMT4
Product: EEF1A lysine methyltransferase 4
Exons: 3
Coding region: 85-843 (252 amino acids)
Molecular function (GO): S-adenosylmethionine-dependent methyltransferase activity
Source: RefSeq, a predicted model, not a curated record
CGCGGCGCACCCGCCCGGGCCGGAAGCCGCACGUGGGGGCGCGGGCGGCACGUGGCGCCCGGUGCUCCCGCCCCGCUCCCGGGCAUGGAGCGGCGGCGCUCGCCCGCCGCCCUCCCCCGGUACGGGCGGCGCCGAUUCUGGGACGCGCUGUACCGGCGGGAGGGCGCCGAGACCCGUGAGUGGCUGGGGGGGCUCUCCCGGUUUCUCCCGCAGUUGGAGCCCGAGCUGCGCCCCGGUGACCGCAUCCUCGUCCUCGGCUGUGGCAACAGCUCCCUGAGCUACGACCUGCACGAGCUGGGCUACACCGACGUCACCAGCAUCGACUUCUCCCCCGCCUGCAUCGCGGCCAUGCGCGCCCGCUACGCCCGCUGCCCUGGCCUGCGCUGGGCCGUCAUGGACAUCCGCGCCCUCGCCUUCCCCGACGCCUCCUUUGACGUGGUGCUGGAGAAGGGCACCCUUGAUGUGCUUAUGGUGGAGGAAACUGACCCCUGGGACGUCUCGCCUCAGGCAGCCGCCGCGAUGCGCCGGGUGCUGGCAGAGGUGAGCCGGGUGCUGCGCCCAGGGGGCUGCUUCAUCUCCAUCACCUUCGCCCAGCCCCACUUCCGCAAGCCUCACUAUGCCCAGGAGGCCUUUGGCUGGUCCCUGCGCCACGCUGCCUGUGGGGACGGGGACGCCGGUGCCUUCCACUACUUCCUCUACGUCAUGCGCAAGGGGCAGCCCCUGGACCCCCGUGACGUGGCCUUGGGGCGCCGGCUGCACCAGCCACCCCCGCCCCCCGCCCCGCCACCGCCCCCUGCCCCCCCGGACGACGAUGAGGACUAUCUCCUUGCCAUCCAGCUGUGAACCGAGGGAGCUUUCCCAACCUCCCCCCACCCAAUAAAGCCUUAAGAUGCUCCAUCCUCACAGAUGGGAGAUAGGCAAGCAGUGCAUCCCCCUGCAAGCUGCCCAGUGAUGUGGAUAAUGGGAGGAAAGAGUGGGAUACUUGGCCUCCUUUGUGGGGCACAGACUUGCUCUGGUGAUUCUGUGCCCCCUCCCUGGCCUUUCCUUGCUGAGCUGGAGAGCAGCCAGGAGUUCAGGCUUUGCAGCCAGUAAUGAAACCAAAUCGGGUUUAAUUUCACCCAUCCAUCUUGUGGGGAGUGGCUCCCAGCCCCCCAUCCCUUCCCCUUGGCCCAGGCAGCUGGGCUGAGGGCAGAAUGGGGGGGCAGGAUUGGGGUGCCCACUGCUCCACCCCCCACCCCAUUCUGCACCAGGACCCCUGCCCCAGCCUUCCUGGCCAUGGGGGUGUGCAAGGGCACUGUGUCCUUGUCACCCCCACCCAAGUAGUGGAGGGUCCAGGCUGGAAUGUGCCACAUGGGACAGGGAGUGCCACAGGGCAGGAAGGGCAGCACAUCUGCCUCUGUCCCCGUUCCUGCCUGUGGUGACAAUCACAUGCAGCUGGCCCGUGUCCCCCUGUGCCUGGGGCCAGCAGCACGGUGACACAUGUGUGCCAGGGUGGGUGACAGGGUGGGCCAGAUGUGUGCUGGUGGGACUGGCAGUGUGUGUGUGCUGGUGUGGCAGGUACAUGUGUGCCACUGGCAAUGUCCCCAGAGGAUCUUUGGGCACCAACUCCCUCUGGGGUGGGCAAAGGGGACCCUUCCUGGGCGGGACGGUGGUGACACCCCAGAGGCACACGCUGCUGGGCUGCCAUUUCAGGCAGAAGGUGUAAGUGGGUCAGCCAGCGGCUCCCCCUGCACC